ACUUCCAUUUUCUGUCACGUGGGGGAUUUUGGAUGUGGAGUGGGAUCUUGGACCCCUGUUAUGAAGAUUGAUGGCAAGAAGCGAACUUUUCAUUUUGAUUCUGAUUUUUGGAGCAACAAGAUAGAAUACAAUCUUGCUGGAGGAGAGACUGGGUUUGACACAGUGGAGACCAAGUUACCGACCUAUUGGAACACAUCAUUCUCCAAGAUCUGUCUCUGUAUGAAGAUUGACGGAGAUCUCAGGUUUAUUGUCAUAAACAAGUCAGCCGAUUCCCUGUACUGGCUGAUCGCUGAUGGGCAACACCGCUCCACCUUUUUGGGUCCUGAGAAAUGGAAGUCACUGAUUGGUUCACAGGGUUACUUACACCGUUACUGUAACAAGGAAGGGUUUAAUCUUGAACCGGAGGGAGCUUAUUGGAAGAAUAGAGCUUGCAAAGCAAGGAUUGGUAUUCUUGCCAAUAACAAUAACGGAUGCGGGGAUGUUGAUUCCAGAAUCGGGUUCGGAACAGGAGGGCCGCGUGAUGACAACAACACGUGUGGAAUUGAUGCUAGAGAGGUACACAUCAAAGCCAUGGGAUACAUAUUGGUCCAGUAA
Messenger RNA from Pocillopora verrucosa, 594 nucleotides. RefSeq lists its product as uncharacterized. Lineage: Eukaryota; Metazoa; Cnidaria; Anthozoa; Scleractinia; Pocilloporidae. The record is from RefSeq and is a predicted model, not a curated record.